UUUCGUGCUGUAGCCUCGUUGCACCUCCAUUCCGCAUUCAGCAUAGCUGCUGCUACCUCCUUGAGUUAUAAACCCCUACCCUCACGGAUACCUCGUGUCCCUCCCUUUGACUUUGCGCCACCUUUUCCUCUGUCAAAAAUCAACCCAACGAUAGUUAACUGUUUACUUGCGGUGUCAUGGACGACCGUUUCAGUCCUACGGAGGGAAAUGAAGUUUUUGCCCCCAUUCUGAUGCGCUCCCAGACACCCCCUCCGGACGAGAAAGUGAGCCAGUACUUGAGGACUAUGGCGGGAACCAGUCGCGUCUCGAAGCCGGUGUCCAACUAUGGAAGCGAAUUCGAACAUAUCUCUGGUGGCGAUGAUGGUCCUUGGGAUGAAGGUCCUGCAGAUAUACUAAAUGGCCCCCCAAUCGCCAUCCCUCCCGACGCCCAGCAAACACAUACUCUCAAUCAAGAGCUUUUUGGGGGAUCGUCGGAUGUAGACUACGUUCCAGCUGCCUCCCCUCAAGUUCGACAACCAGAUGAGAUUCAAUCCGUCGACCAAGAGCAUUCGCAGCAAUGGCAAACUCCUGCCGAGCAUGCCCACCAGAUCACUGCUUCAACGCCCAAGUCGUUCUUGAGGGAGAGAGUCGUCGAGCCAUCGGAUCCAUGGGCAGGUGUAAACCCCAUUUCUCCACCCAAAUCAUUCCGAGGUGGGAAAGUGAUCGAUUCUUUUGAGUCUUGGGGAAACAUGGGACCGCUUCCCGGUGUAAAUGGACUGCCACGGCUUGGCCCUUCCCAACUCGGAGAUACUCCAUCGAAAGCAGCAGCAGUCCCUCUCCCUCCCCAUGGUCUUACUCCAUCUACGCCUUAUAUCCAGAUACAAGCUGCUACCGACUCACGUACAAUGACUCCUCUACCAGCUCCUUCUGACAGCGGUGCUAAGAGCCAGAAAAGUAGAAGCCGGAAAACCCCCAGUCAUAAGUCAUCUGUUCUUAACGGAGGACAAAUGGAGGGGCAGGAUGAGGAUAGAGGUGACCCGACUGAACAAGCCUCUAGCGAGGCUGACACAGAAAUGCCGGCUCCCACUGUGCGCACCCUGGCCGAUAAUCCAUCUGCUUCCAAACCCCAGUCCGCUGCCGAGCGUUCACGUUCGAGAGCUCCGUCCCGUGCCGGGAGACCCAUGUCCCCAUUGUCUGAAACUAGGGCAACACCCACGCCAUCCAAAGUCCCUCUGCCUUCAUCGCCUGUCGGUGGCCAGCCCUCAUUUAUCCCUAUUUCAGUGGUCGGAUCUCCGGAAAAGGGAGCCACGAAAGCGCCAUCCCUUGUGUCUGGGCGUGCGAAAUCACCGCAACCGCAGUCUAAUGUUGGUUCGCCUAAAUCUCCGCUGCAACGUCUUUCGAAGAAGAUUGAGAGCGUGAGGGCCUCGUCACCACCACCAAAAUCCCCAUUGUCCACUCGCUUACAUCCGCUGACGGAUAUUCUUCGGCAAGAGAAUGCUCUCGCGACUGGUACUCGACCUACUUCUCCUCAGAAUCGGCCACCCAAGACAGUCCGUAGCCCACGAACGACAGUAACGGAAGAUCUUCCUCCAAUCACGAUGCAACUGAACCCAACGCCAAGUGGCGGUGUCGGCUUCACACCAAUUCUCCCAACGGCAUUAUUUAAAGGGAAGGAUGUCCGAGCCCCGUCUCGGCAAUCUCGUACCGAACGAGCAGACGAUGAGGACGAAAUACAAGCGACUCCGCUUGGCCGUGUAAACGAGAUCACAGAGAUCGACCUUACGAGGACACCCCGGAGCGCAUACACAGCUCUCACUUCAUCAGCACUUGCUGGAGAAGUUAAUGCAUCACAUUUCCACGAUGAGGAGUUAUGCAUUCUUUUACAUGCUGCCGAUAAUGAGGGUACACACGAAGUUGUGAGAAAGGUCCUGCGAAAAGGCGUUCGGGAACGUGUACGGAGACUCGGUUUGGAUCAUCAGCGUGAGGUGUGUGUUUUUAUAAGCCUAGAAUGCAGGAUAUUUAUGCAAUUGGGGGAUGCAUAGCUCAUGAUUGCUCGCAAGCACCACCAGCAGGGGCUUCAUCGCCAUCGGGCGAUAAAGGACACUGAUGAUGAU
Molecule: messenger RNA, 2093 nt
Organism: Cantharellus anzutake
Lineage: Eukaryota; Fungi; Basidiomycota; Agaricomycetes; Cantharellales; Hydnaceae
Exons: 6
Coding region: 177-2021 (614 amino acids)
Source: RefSeq, a predicted model, not a curated record